AUGUGCACGUUCGCGCACGGCGAGCAGGAGCUGGGCAUGCCACAGCCGGAGGGAGGCGGCGGCGGGUCCCCGGCAGGCGGCGGCGGCUGGGGUGCGGCGGGCGGCAAGGGCGAGGCCAUGCAGGCGCUCGGCUACGCGCCUGCCGCGUGGGGCAAGGGCGGCAAGCAGGGCACGCCAGGGUCGGCCCAGGGCCUGCUCACGGCCGUGAGGAAGGCGGGCGUCCUCGGCGGCGGCAAGGUUCCUGUCGAGUGCCAGAUCUACGUCAAGAAUUUGCCCCCCGACAUGACCGACCUGGACCUCUUCCGCCUUUUUGCGCCCUUCGGGGCAAUCGCCCCCUCCGGCGUCAAGGUUAUGCUCAACGAGGACGGCUCUUGCAAGGGCUUCGGCUUCGUGGACUACGCAACGGAGGAGCAUGCCCAGCUAGCGGCGACUAUUGCUCGGGCAGCAUGA
Prorocentrum cordatum is the source of this 450-nucleotide messenger RNA. The record is from the annotation of a GenBank genome assembly. Lineage: Eukaryota; Dinophyceae; Prorocentrales; Prorocentraceae.